Messenger RNA from Pygocentrus nattereri (red-bellied piranha), 1024 nucleotides. RefSeq names its product proteasome 20S subunit alpha 1 (gene psma1). The transcript is spliced from 10 exons. Gene Ontology annotation, cellular component: proteasome core complex; proteasome core complex, alpha-subunit complex; nucleus. The coding region runs from base 85 to 873 and encodes 262 amino acids. Gene Ontology annotation, biological process: ubiquitin-dependent protein catabolic process. NCBI's taxonomy places the organism in Eukaryota, Metazoa, Chordata, Actinopteri, Characiformes, Serrasalmidae. The record is from RefSeq and is a predicted model, not a curated record.
GCCCACUGUGUGUGAUCUGCUGCUCUGGCCUGAAUGAGCAAAGCCAGGAGAGGAAGUCGAGCUGAGUGAGCUGCCGGCGCGGAGAUGUUCCGAAACCAGUACGAUAACGAUGUCACCGUUUGGAGUCCUCAAGGACGAAUCCACCAGAUCGAAUAUGCGAUGGAGGCGGUGAAGCAGGGAUCUGCCACUGUGGGCCUCAAGUCACGCACCCACGCUGUUCUAGUUGCUUUAAAGAGGGCGCAGUCUGAGCUGGCGGCCCAUCAGAAGAAGAUUCUUCAUGUUGAUAACCACAUCGGCAUUUCUAUCGCUGGACUGACCGCUGAUGCCCGACUGCUUUGCAACUUCAUGCGUCAAGAGUGUCUGGACUCCAGGUUUGUGUUCGACCGCCCUCUUCCCGUGUCUCGCCUCGUCUCGCUCAUCGGGAGCAAAACCCAGAUCCCGACACAGCGCUACGGGCGCAGGCCAUAUGGAGUCGGCCUGCUGAUCGCGGGUUAUGAUGACAUGGGACCCCACAUCUUCCAGACCUGCCCGUCUGCUAAUUAUUUUGACUGUAAGGCCAUGUCCAUCGGCGCUCGCUCACAGUCGGCCCGCACCUACCUGGAGAGACACAUGGACGCCUUCUCUGACUGUAAUCUGAACGAGCUGGUGCGGCACGGCCUGUGUGCGCUCAGAGAAACUCUCCCCGCUGAGCAGGAUCUCACCACCAAGAACGUCUCCGUUGGAAUCGUGGGGAAGGACAUGGAGUUCACCAUCUACGACGAUGACGAGGUUGCUCCUUUCCUUGAAGGACUGGAGGAGAGGCCUCAGAGAAAGGUGGUUCAGCCAGCUGACGAUGCUCCUCCAUCUGCAUCUGAUGAACCCAUGGAGCACUGAGGAACCUGCAACCCCCCUUGCUGAGGAGAGAGAGGAGCUACAGCGUUUAUCCAGAGUAAACAUAACGUAUCACUGCAUCACCCACAGCGGCUGUAUGGCUUUGGUUUUCUAUCUGCAUAGAAUCAGUUCAAUAAAUGUGUUUUUUUCUGAA